Prionailurus viverrinus (fishing cat) is the source of this 2435-nucleotide messenger RNA. RefSeq names its product chromosome B2 C6orf89 homolog (gene CB2H6orf89). Gene Ontology annotation, cellular component: nucleolus; Golgi membrane. The transcript is spliced from 9 exons. Bases 289 to 1335 code for a protein of 348 amino acids. NCBI's taxonomy places the organism in Eukaryota, Metazoa, Chordata, Mammalia, Carnivora, Felidae. The record is from RefSeq and is a predicted model, not a curated record.
UUCUGUUUUUGACGCAAGCGCGAGGCGUGAGGAAGGAGCUACCCUAGCACGCGCGGCCUCGCCUGUGGCGUGGGAGUUGCUUCCGGGUUGCGCGCCCGGAAGUAGGAGGUUGGCGGCUUACCCUCCUCGCCCCGAGGCUGAAGUCCCCGAGGCGGGAGGAGCCCGAGGGGGCGCGGGCCCCGCUUGUUAAGAGUCAAGCUCACUCUUUGGAACUUCCCUCUGUGGCAAAGCUCAUUCCUGCUAGAGUUGGAUCUUCUUUCUUUCUGGAGGGAUUUUGUACUGGAAGACAUGGAUCUUGCUGCCAAUGAGCUCAGCAUUUAUGACAAACUUUCAGAGACUGUUGAUUUGGUGAGACAGACAGGCCAUCAAUGUGGCAUGUCAGAGAAGGCAAUUGAAAAAUUUAUCAGACAGCUGCUGGAAAAGAAUGAACCUCAGAGGGGACCACCCCAGUAUCCUCUCCUUAUAGCCGUGUAUAAGGUCCUUGUAACCCUGGGAUUAAUCUUGCUCACUGCCUACUUUGUGAUUCAACCUUUCAGCCCAUUACCACCUGAACCGGUGCUUUCUGGAGCUCACACCUGGCGCUCACUCAUCCAUCACAUUCGGCUGAUGUCCUUGCCCAUUACCAAGAAGUAUAUGCCAGAAAAUAAGGGAGUUCCUCUGCAUGGGGGUGAUGAAGACAGACCCUUUCCAGACUUUGACUCUUGGUGGGCAAACAGUUGUGAGCAGAAUGAGUCGGACCCCAUCCCUGCCAACUGCAGUGGCUGUGCUCAGAAAUUACCCCUCAAGGUGAUGCUCCUGGAAGACACCCCGAAGAAAUUUGAGAGACUCCAUCCUCUGGUGAUCAAGACGGGCCAGCUCUUGCUGCCAGAGGAGCUUCAGCAUUUUUUGUGCCAGUACCCCGAGGUGGCGGAGGGCUUCCCCGAAGGGCUUUUCACCAAGUGGUGGCACUGCCUUCCUGAGCGGUGGCUCCCAUUUCCUUAUCCAUGGAGAAGACCUCUAAACAGAUCACACAUUUUACGUGAGCUUUUUCCUGUUUUCACCUACCUGCCAUUUCCAAAAGAUGCCUCCAUAAAAAAGUGCUUCCUUCUUCAACCGGAACCUAUUGUGGGUAGUAAGAUGCAUAGAAUGCAUGACCUAUUUAUCAUUGGCAGCGGCGAGGCCAUGUUGCAGCUCAUCCCUCCCUCCCAGUGCCGAAGACACUGCCAGUCCGUGGCGAUGCCGCUAGAGCCAGGGGAUAUUGGCUAUGCCGGUGCCACCCACUGGAAGGUCUACGUUACAGCCAGAGGGGUCCAGCCUUUGGUCAUCUGUGAUGGAACCACCCUCUCAGAACUAUAGGAAACAAGAACUAUACAGAGGAACAACUUUGAGGUCCGAAGACCAGAUCAAAAGGGGAGAAAUAAAAACAGAAACGAGGAAACCACUUUCUAAGGUUACUUAGUUAUCUGCCCUAUGCAUGCGUGUAUGAGCCAGCUGUAUGCUGGAGGCAAUGGCCAGAGCCUGACCCUCCCGACUCUUCCAGCCUCCCUGCUUGGCUGGGAUUUUGCCGGUACCUGUUUGUGAGAGACUGGGCUCUUCCACACCCUCUGGAACCGCAGCCUUGAGGCUGCCCCUCAGGCAGGAAACAGGGCUGAUGCCUUCCCUUACUUGCGUGGUGUGAUCCCCUCUGCUGGCUCCCUGGCCACAGAGAGGGUAGCCAGCCGGUCCCGACUUCAGGGCCAUCCCUUACGAGGUGGUGGGCCUGCUUGUCCUGUCUUCCUGGCCACACCACCCGAUACUUUUAUGGAAAGCCAUGGUCAAUUAAAGAAGCUGUUGCAGUUUCCCCGAGCAGAAUGGAAUCUAGAACCAAGAUUAAGUAAUGUCAUUGCACUCAAGAGAUGCACUGCCUUCCCAGUGUCCAUGGCCCUUGGAGUCUCAGUGACGUCAGGUUGGAGUCUGAUUAUAAUUGAAAUGGUAAUUGCCGAGGUAAUACUUUCCUCCAUCUCAUCAGGUUUUCAUGCCGGCCCCCCCUACCCCCACCCCCCACCCCCAGCUCCUUUCCCUUCCCUUCCCGCUCGCCUAUCUGGAUGGUUUCUCAGAAGCUGGACUCCUGGUCCUCCCUCGGCAGAGCCCUUUAUUGCUGAGGCAGCACCGCUUCUGUCAGCUGGGUCGCUUUUACCAAGUGUCUUCAGAGGGGAUGAGUUAGAGCGCUGGCCUGGGGAGAGGGCACCUCCCCGGGUUUGAUCUUUAGGGUCCAACUUUCCACAGGGAAGAUGUUUUACAGAUGUGUCAAGCUGAUGUUGUAAUGUGGUUGGGGAAGGAGCUCCAGACCCCACGUGCUUGCCAGCUGGGUGUGCGACUGUGGGAUCCUCUGUCUCAAAAUGAUUUCUCUCUUUGUACUUGGGAAACAAGGUGAGGUAUUUUUAUUAUUUGUAACAGUAUAAAGCUAUGUUCUUUCA